AUGGGUUUAUGUUCAUCUAAGGAUGCCUCAGAAAAGAAUACACCACAUUCUCAACAAACGACCCAGCUGAAACGACAGGAGCAGAGACUGGCAUUACAACAACAACAACAACAGCAAAAUCAACAAACUUCUCCUCAACAAUUGAGUCAACCCGAAAAUCUGAAUCAUAUAGCACCCAAACAUGAGGCAAUUGGGUCAGGUUCAGAUGUAGAUCACUCUAAUGGGUCUACAUUAUCGACUGGUGAUCCCUUAUCAACUACUACAGCAAAUGGUAACGAUCGACAUCUUCAACAGCAACAGCAACAACAACAACAACAACAGCAACAACAAUAUGUACAAGAACAACAAGUAUCUACUCCAAAAAUAAAUCAAUCAAAAAAGAGCAAUGACGCAACUGUCACCUCUACACUCAAUGGAUCCAGAUCAUCCACCAACCAAAACCCCGUAGACAUUGCCGCGAGACUGAAUACUCUAAAGGAAGUUAAAAUCUUACUUUUGGGCUCGGGCGAAAGUGGUAAAUCAACUGUGGUUAAGCAAAUGAAAAUCUUGCACCAGGAGGGAUUCUCUGUCGAAGAAUUAUACGAAUAUAAGCCCUUUGUAUACAAAAACAUCAUGGAUUGCAUCAAAAACGUUAUCAAUGCAAUCAUUGAAUUACAACCGGAAUUGAUUAAACCAAACGCAAAAAUUGAUGACGUCAACGGCGUAGCCAAUGGCGAAGUGGGGAAUGGUCAUGCAGACGCAGCAGCUAUGACCGGAGCUAGCAAUGGCACAACUACUAUAUCCAAUAAGAUUAACAAUAACAUUGAAAAUACUACGGCAGUACAACCUCACAUGCACGUGCUAGAUUAUGAUGCACUCCAGGAAGUUUUAAAUUAUGAAAUUAUUUUAGACGGAACUAACGAUACUACAUUCGACGCCGAAAUAGCAAGCAAAAUAGAAGCGAUCUACAACCAUCCUGAAGUCAAGGAAUUCAUGAUACACAAACAAGGACAAUUUUACCUCAUUGAUUCUACCGAAUAUUUUCUCACAAAUUUGCAUCGUAUUGUACAACCAGACUAUAUACCGUCAACAACAGAUAUAUUGCAUACGCGUAAAAAGACCUCCGGUAUAUUUGAUUUCAACUUUGAUAUGGGCAACGGUUUAAACAUUCAUUUGUUUGAUGUUGGAGGACAACGGUCUGAACGUAAAAAGUGGAUUCACUGUUUUGACAAUGUUACAUUAAUCAUUUUCUGUGUUGCACUAAGCGAGUACGAUCAGGUUUUGCUUGAGGAAAACAACCAGAAUCGCUUAGAAGAGUCUCUUGCAUUGUUUGACUCUGUAGUCAACUCCAGAUGGUUUGCUAGGACUAGCAUAGUUCUAUUUUUGAAUAAAAUCGAUGUAUUUGCAGAGAAGUUGCAAUAUUCACCGCUUGAAGCCCAUUUCCCAGAUUAUACAGGAGGAAAUAAUAUCAACAAAGCAGCAAAAUACAUCUUGUGGAGGUUUAACCAAGUCAAUCGAUCCGGAUUGAAUAUAUAUCCUCACGUAACGCAGGCUACUGAUACUUCCAACAUCAAAUUAGUCAUGGCUGCUGUGAAGGAGACAAUUAUGGAAAAUUCAUUGAAAGACUCAGGAAUAAUUUAA
Lodderomyces elongisporus is the source of this 1620-nucleotide messenger RNA. RefSeq names its product guanine nucleotide-binding protein subunit alpha (gene GPA2). Gene Ontology annotation, cellular component: heterotrimeric G-protein complex. NCBI's taxonomy places the organism in Eukaryota, Fungi, Ascomycota, Pichiomycetes, Serinales, Debaryomycetaceae. The coding region runs from base 1 to 1620 and encodes 539 amino acids. Gene Ontology annotation, molecular function: G-protein beta/gamma-subunit complex binding; GTP binding; GTPase activity. The transcript has a single exon. The record is from RefSeq and is a predicted model, not a curated record. Gene Ontology annotation, biological process: adenylate cyclase-activating G protein-coupled receptor signaling pathway.